ACUGUAAACAGAUUUAAAGUGACGAUGUUCGAUUUAGUUUUGUUCUUUGCAGGGAAGUAAGCAGAUAAGUCUUUGGGAAAGUUCAGAGAUUCCCUCCUGUUUUAAGAAGACCACUAUCAUCCCGGUACCAAAGAAAAGCAAGGAAACAUGCCUCAAUGACUACCGACCAGUGGCUCUGAUGUCCACUGAAGUGCUUUGAGAGGUUGGUCAUGGCAUACAUCAACUCCAGCCUACCAGACAACCUGAACCCAUUGCAAUUCGCCUAUCAGCGAAACAGGUCUACAGCGGAUGCCAUCUCCCUGGCCCUACACUCAGCUCUGGAACAUCUGGACAGUAAAGACACAUAUGUUAGACUAUUGUUUAUUGACUACAGCUCUGCCUUCAAUACAAUAAUUCCAAGCAAGCUUGUCACCAAACUCCGAGACCUAGGACUCAACACCUCCCUCUGUAACUGGAUCCUUGACUUUCUAACAAUCAGACCGCAGUCAGUGAGGAUAGGCAGCAAUACCUCCGACACGAUUAUUCUCAACACUGGUGCCCCACAAAAGGCUGCGUCCUCAGCCCUCUACUCUCUAUACACUCGUGACUGUGUGGCCAGAUUCUGCUCUAACUCCAUCUACAAGUUUGCAGAUGAUACCACUAUUGUAGGCCGUAUCUCAAACAGCGAUGAGUCGGAGUACAGGAAGGAGAUAGAGAGCUUAGUGGAAUGGUGUCAUGACAACAACGUCAACAAAACAAAAGAGCUGGUCAUUGACUUCAGGAAAGGGGGUGGUGUACAUGCACCUGUCUAUAUCAGUGGUGCUGAGGUUGAGAGGGUUGAGAGCUUCAAGUUCCUGGGAGUGAACGUCACCAACAGCCUGUCCUGGUCAAAUCACGUAGAUGCCAUGGCCAAGAAAGCUCACCAGCGCCUCUACUUCCUCAGGAGGCUAAAGAAAUUUGGUUUGUCCCCUUUGACUCUCACCAACUUUUACUGAUGCACCAUAGAAAGCAUCCUAUCUGGAUGUAUCAUGGCUUGGUACGGCAACUGCUCUGCCCAGGACCACAAGAAGCUGCAGAGGGUUGUGGACACAGCCCAGCACAUCAUGGACACCAGCCUCCCCUCCUUGGACUCUGUCUUUACCUCUCGUUGUCUUGGUGUAGCAGCCAGCAUAGUCAAAGACCCCACCCACCCGGGACAUUCUCCCUUCUCCCUUCUCUCCUCUUCCAUCAGGUAGAAGAUACAGGUGCCUGAGGGCACAUACCACCAGACUUAAGGACAGCUUCUACCCCACUGUGAUAAGACUAUUGAAUGGUUCCCUUAUACAGUGAGAUGGACUAUGACCUCACGUCACUUGUUGUGACCUUGCACCUUAUUGCACUGCACUUUCUCCGUAGCUGUGACACUUUACUCUGUACUGUUACUGUUUUUACCUGUACUACAUCAACGCACUUUGUACCAAAUGUAACUGCACUGUGUAAUGAAUUGACCUGUACGAUCGGUUUGUAAGACAAGCUUUUCUCUGUACCUCGGUACAAGUGACAAUAGUAAACCAAU
Pristis pectinata (smalltooth sawfish) is the source of this 1534-nucleotide messenger RNA. RefSeq lists its product as uncharacterized. The record is from RefSeq and is a predicted model, not a curated record. Gene Ontology annotation, molecular function: 2-oxoglutarate-dependent dioxygenase activity; methyltransferase activity. The coding region runs from base 210 to 974 and encodes 254 amino acids. The transcript is spliced from 2 exons. NCBI's taxonomy places the organism in Eukaryota, Metazoa, Chordata, Chondrichthyes, Rhinopristiformes, Pristidae.